AUAAGACACGCGCGAAGCGAUUUUCUGGGAUUCUGUUGCAACGGCGUUUCCUCAGCUGAAAGUGGUUUCGCGAGGUGAAGCAAGGCGGUAUCGUGACGGUGAAAGCGGUUUUAGAUUACGGUGUUUGUUUGGAUCUGGCGAUUGUUAUGGUGUUACGAAGAGGCGGAGGCAAGUGAAUUAGAAGUGAAGUUUUGAAGAGUCAAGCAGUCGAAUCGUGUUAAUUAGAUUGUUUAAGUGUAUACGAUACUAUAUAUUAAGUGAAGGAUCAGAUCGGUUGGGACUUUGGAGGUUUUUGAAAUUCGCUGCUGCUUGUUGUUGACUUGGAGAGUUAGAGAGAGUUCAAUGACGGCGAAUCUGGGAGAGUCGUUUUCGCAGACAAAUAAUGUCUCACCUGAAGGAAAUGGAGGCGAUGAUCUGUACACGGAGUUAUGGAAGUUAUGUGCCGGACCACUGGUUGAGGUUCCUCGAGCUAACGAGACAGUGUAUUAUUUUCCUCAAGGACAUAUGGAACAGUUGGAAGCGUCCACGAAUCAGGAGUUCAAUCAGAGGAUUCCGAUGUUUAACCUUCCAUCAAAGAUUCUUUGCCGUGUCGUUCACAUUCGGUUGCUGGCUGAAAAAGAAACUGAUGAAGUUUAUGCACAAGUAACUUUGUUGCCGGAUCCAAAUCAAUCCGAGCCAACAACCCCUGAUCCUUGCCCUCCUGAGUCUCAAGGACCUACUGUCCAUUCAUUCAGCAAGGUGUUAACUGCCUCAGAUACAAGCACCCAUGGAGGGUUUUCUGUUCUUCGCAAACAUGCCACUGAAUGCCUUCCUAAACUUGACAUGAACGAGGCAACCCCAACCCAGGAGUUGGUUGCUAAGGAUCUUCAUGGCUAUGAAUGGCGUUUUAAGCAUAUUUUCAGAGGCCAACCAAGGAGGCAUUUGCUCACAACAGGAUGGAGUACGUUUGUAACUUCAAAGAGAUUAGUAGCUGGUGAUUCUUUCGUCUUUUUGAGAGGGGAAAAGGACGAGCUACGUGUUGGAGUGAGGCGUGCUGUUCGGCAACAUAGCAUCAUGCCAUCAUCAGUGAUUUCAAGUCAGAGCAUGCAUGUUGGAGUGCUUGCAACUGCAUCUCAUGCAGUUUCAACACAAACCCUCUUUGUUGUCUACUAUAAGCCGAGGACGAGUAGGUUCAUCAUUGGGUUGAACAAAUAUUUGGAGGCUGUUAAAAAUAAGUUUACUGUUGGCGUUAGAUUUAAGAUGAGGUUUGAAGAGGAGGAUUCUCCUGAGAGAAGGUUUGCUGGCACAAUCGUUGGGGUUGAAGAUUUUUCUCCUCACUGGAAAGAUUCAAAAUGGAGAUCACUGAAGGUACAAUGGGAUGAACCUGCCUCUAUUCCAAGACCUGACAGGGUUUCACCAUGGGAGAUAGAACCCUUUGCUGCUCAUGUUCCACCAUCUCUGGCUCAACCGGUUGCAGCUAAGAACAAAAGGCCUCGACCACCUGCUGAAAUUCCUGUCAUAGAUAUAUCUUCAAAAGCAUCAUCUCCUUGGAAUUCUGGAGUUGUGCAUUCCAUUGAUCUAACGCCACAAAACAUUCCUGCUGAAGCAAAAGCAAAUGAAAAUCCUGUCAUGUGGCACCGAAUGCAGACAGAGAUGAGCAGUAGUUGCAGCUCUGUUACCAAGACUCCAAAUGAAGGAAGUUGGCUAUCUUCUCCUGGCAUGAGCGUUUCCCAUCAUCUGUUUCCUGAUGCAAGAGAAGAUAAAACGAGAUUAUCUGAUUGGCCUAUUCCUCCAGGUUUUUCAAAUCCACAGCUCAACCAGAAUUCAACCUUUGAUCCAAUUGAAAAGUUAAACAGAUCAGAGACAACUGCUAGUUGCCGAUUAUUUGGUAUUGAGCUGAUAGACCAUUCUGCAAGCUCAACGCCAUUGGAGAGGACAUCUGCACAACUUUCUACUAUGACUACGGUUUUAGCUGAACGACUUGACCCAAGCACCCUAUCCUUUACUGAUUCAGAUCAGAAGUCCAACCUUUCAAAAGAUUCUAAAGAGAAGCAGGAACGGCAACGGUUAUCAGCAAAAGAGAUCCAGAGCAGGCAAAGUUGCUCUAGCUUUACAAGAAGUUGUACAAAGGUUCAGAUGCAGGGAAUUGCUGUAGGUCGUGCUGUGGACUUGGCCAUGUUCGAGGGCUACGAUCAGCUAAUAAAUGAACUAGAGGAGAUGUUUGACAUUAAGGGAGAGCUUCGCCCUAGGAAUAAGUGGGAGAUUGUCUACACUGAUGAUGAAGGGGAUAUGAUGCUUGUAGGCGAUGAUCCAUGGCUGGAGUUUUGCAACAUGGUAAGAAGAAUAUUUAUUUGUUCAAGCCAGGAUGUGAAAAAGAUGAGUAGAAGAAGCAAACUUCCCCCGGCUUCCAUUAAAGGUGAAGGGACGAUAACAAGCUCAGACUCAUCCGAAAAAUAAAAUAAGAACCCGUUCGUAAUAUAAUUUUUGGUGGUGGAUUGGGGGGGGGGGGGGGCUAUGAUAUUGGUGUUUCUUGUGAUUGUAAAUAUGAAAUGUACUCUGGCAGUAUAAUCCAUGACCGUAGCUGCUUAGAGCUUAUAAUGCUCCCACUAAUUUAGUUAGCUUCACUGUCCUUUUAGGGGGUUCAAUUUGUACAUAAUCAUUAGGCCAUUAUCUUG
This is a messenger RNA of Hibiscus syriacus, 2654 nucleotides long. RefSeq names its product auxin response factor 9-like. The coding region runs from base 343 to 2436 and encodes 697 amino acids. The record is from RefSeq and is a predicted model, not a curated record. Gene Ontology annotation, molecular function: protein binding; DNA binding. Lineage: Eukaryota; Viridiplantae; Streptophyta; Magnoliopsida; Malvales; Malvaceae. Gene Ontology annotation, biological process: regulation of DNA-templated transcription; response to hormone. Gene Ontology annotation, cellular component: nucleus. The transcript is spliced from 15 exons.